Messenger RNA from Xyrauchen texanus (razorback sucker), 3792 nucleotides. Its product is annotated as protein Wnt-10a-like. Gene Ontology annotation, cellular component: extracellular region. The record is from RefSeq and is a predicted model, not a curated record. Gene Ontology annotation, molecular function: frizzled binding; cytokine activity. Bases 180 to 1514 code for a protein of 444 amino acids. Gene Ontology annotation, biological process: cell fate commitment; neuron differentiation; canonical Wnt signaling pathway. NCBI's taxonomy places the organism in Eukaryota, Metazoa, Chordata, Actinopteri, Cypriniformes, Catostomidae. The transcript is spliced from 4 exons.
CUCAGUCUGAGUACUGAUGUAUUCAUGUGUGUCCUCUGUCGUAUGAAAUCUCAGUGGAUCCUGACAGCGUAUUUUAAGAUGUUCAUUCAUUCCUCUUUAUACUGAAAGCACAGUCAGUAAAGUUGUAAAGUAAUCCGAGCAGCGUCUGAAGCACCUGAUUGAAACUAUCCGUUUAAUGAAUGAGGGAUCACGACAUCGCUCUGCACUCUCCAGCAUCAUUUCAUUUUCCAUCAGAUUUGGACGAUCUGAACCGGAUCGCUGCAGUACAGCUGUGCGCGCACUGCACGGAUCUUCUUCUCCAUAAGCAGAAGAGUUGUGAUAGAGUUUUGCAGACGAGCACCAGCACUAUGGAUUACUUUUUAUUUCGGCUCUUCUAUAUAUUGGCAUUGUCGUCGCUGCUAGUUCAAAGGGCAUAUUCAAAUGAUAUCCUGGGACUGAAGAUCCCCUUUGACCCUAUUCUCAAUGCCAACACGGUGUGCUUGACUCUUCCUGGCCUGACAAAGAAACAGCUGGAUGUGUGUAUGCGACAUCCAGAUGUGACAGCCUCUGCCAUACAGGGCAUCCAGAUCGGCAUUCAUGAGUGCCAGCAUCAGUUCAGAGGACAUCGCUGGAACUGCUCCAGCCUGGAGACCAGGAAUAAGAUUCCAUACGAGAGUAUUGUCUUCAGCAGGGGUUUCAGAGAAAGUGCAUUUGCGUACGCCAUUGCGGCGGCCGGUGUGGUGCAUGCCGUGUCCAAUGCCUGCGCUAUGGGCAAACUGAAGGCCUGUGGGUGUGAUGAGAAACGGCGAGGGGACGAGGAGGCGUUCAGGGUGAAACUCAACCGUCUGCAGCUGGAGGCCAUCAACCGCGGUAAAGGGAUGGUUCACGGGGUGAUGGAACACUUCCCUGCAGACACUCUUGGCCCCCAGGACUCCUGGGAAUGGGGCGGUUGCAGUCCCAAUGUGGAGUUUGGUGAACGCUUCUCCAAGGACUUCCUUGACUCCCGUGAGAUGUACAGGGACAUUCACUCCAGGAUGAGACUUCAUAACAACAAAGUUGGCAGGCAGGUUGUGGUGGACCACAUGAGGAGGAAAUGCAAAUGUCAUGGUACAUCGGGAAGUUGUCAGCUCAAGACCUGCUGGCAGGUGACUCCAGAGUUCAGAACGGUGGGCUCACUGCUGAAGGAGCGCUACAAAAUCGCCACAUUAAUCAAAGCCCACAACAGAAACACAGGUCAGGUGGAGCAUGCCCACCCCUCGCAUCGACGAAGAGCCAACGCAAACGAUCUGAUCUACUUUGAAAAGUCCCCGGAUUUCUGUGAGAGGGACCUAAGAUCGGACUCCGCGGGGACGCAGGGGCGGAUCUGUAACAAGACCAGCCAGGGCAUGGAUAACUGUGAGAGUCUUUGCUGUGGGCGGGGCCACAACAUCUUACAGCAGACUCGCAGAGAACGCUGCAAUUGCAAGUUCCAUUGGUGCUGUUACGUCGUGUGCGAAGAGUGCCGGAUAACAGAGUGGGUCAGCGUCUGCAAAUGAAAUGUCAAAUUGUAAUAAUCUAUUAAAUGUGUAAGCGUGGACAUUAAAUUUAGGGACAGACUGAUAAAAACCUCCUUUUUGCAAUGGACUGCCAUUUCCAUGAUUAGAAUGGAAAGCACAAAUGUGGACUAAGAUGAAUUCAGUGCUAGAGAAGUGUGCACGUCUUUGCACACUGCAUGGGUCCAAGCACAAGAUUUGAGACUGAUUUUGGACCUGCACUGCUUAUAAUUUCAGAAAGUAUUUUUUAUUUAAAUAAAUGAAUAAUAUGAAUAUAUUGUGGAGUAUAUUGCCAACAUUACACUCAUUGACACAGUGUUUUGUUUGUUUUAUUUAGUUUUUUAAAGAAAUCAAUGGCUCGUAGUCCUGUAUGAUAGCACCAAGCAGCUGCAUGGGAUUCCGGUACUUAAAGAAGAGAAAUUAUGUUACAUAUACCUUUGCACAGAGCCAUUUGUCAGAAGAGUUUACCAAACAAACUCUGAGUUUAAGAACGGUAUCAUAUACCAGUUAAUGUUGAUUCAAAAAGGCCAUCAUGUCUGUUUAAAUUUCCAGUGAUUGUAUAUAUAACCACUUUAAUGCUGGUAAAAAUGUAUACUGGUCUUCAAAGGCUUGUUUGCCCUGACACUUUUUAUGCAGAGCACAGGUAAAUUAAUGGAUUUCAGUCAUGUGCAAGCUGUGGAUCAGUCCUUUUGAAAGUGUCCUGUGGUGACCAGGACAUCACUAUUACAUGAAUAUGGACUUUUGCUUUGGACAAAGGCAUUUAAAACACAUCAUUAAACUGAACCUGUGAAGAAGCAGUACAAACCUACACAGAUACUUGUGUGUAUGACAAUUCCCUACAAACGGUUGGUUGUGCUUUUGUUCACUGUAACAGGAACAUAUUCAUCAGAGCUUUUAAUGUCAGUCAGCUAGUAGGUUUUUAGACAAAUGUAUAAAUCACAUUCUGAUCACCACACACAUAAUGUGGUUGCUACAGUAUAGGCCCCCUUAACACACCAACAACAGGAGACACUGCUAACUUUUCUACAUGGCAUUUCAAAAUAUAAAGCUUCACUUUAAGUUGUUUAAAUAUCUUUUCCAUUUGCUCACAUCCUUACAUAAUAUGUCACUGAACUCUGUUCCAACAAUAAUUAGUUAGAUAUUUAAAAGUGAAAGAAAUCUUCAUGGCCAGUGUAAGAAACCUAUAUACAGUUAGUUUUGAGUUGUCUGUUUUUCUGAGGAUACCGUUCACAUGAGUUAAAAAGUCAUAUAAAUGUUCUGUUUUGCAGCACUCAUGUGGAUCAUAUUUCUGCAAACGUUACACAUCAUUUUGACCAAUGAAAACCAAACAGUAAGCAUUUGAACUCUUCUGUAGUAUUUGAUGUAAUCAGCAUUUACCUGUCAAUAGAUUUUAAAGAGAACUCCAACCAAUUUUUAUUUUUGUCCCAUAAUGAAAGAAGAAUAAAUCCUUUUUUGGUCAUUUUACUUUAAUCUGUUAAAGGGAUAGUUCACCCAAAAAUGCCAUCUGAGAUGUGCAUGUCUUGCUUUCUUCUGCAAAGCACUUUUGAAGAUUUGUAGAAAAGAUCAAGGCGCAGCAGGUCCUUAGAAUGGGAGAGGAUGGUGAUUAGAUAUUUGUAGGUCCAAAAAGUACAGAUAGUCAGAAAUGAAGUAAUUCAUCCUAUUUCCAGUGGUGACAUGAAUGUCUUCUAAAGCAAAUUGAUCACUUUGUGUGUGAAAAAGACUGAUAUUUAAGCCCUUUUUAACUAUAAAGGAUCGCUUCCUGUCAGGUGUUGACGAAUGGCCGAAUUUACCCGAGUAUUCCCAAGACCAUCCUCUCCCAUUCUUAGGACCUACUGAACCUGCAUCUUUUCUACAAAUCUUCAAAAACUUUUAACAGAAUAAAGAAAGUCAUACAUUUAUCAAUUAAAUUAUCAGAAUUUUCAUUUUAUGGUGAACUAUCCCUUUAUGUUUCUGUUCUAUCUGUUGUAUUGUUGUAUUUAUUUAUUUGUGUCAUUUUCUCAUGAUGUUCAAAUAUAUGGCAAAACAUAAAAAUAGUACAUUUAAUUUAAAGUCAUGUAAUUAUUUCUUGGAGUUCCUGUUGUUGUUUAUUUUAGGGACAAAAGUUUAAUUCAAUUUGAUUGUUUGCACAUUUUGACCAAUUAUAUCCUGGAGAAGUGACUGACAUGAAAUACUGUGCGGGGCAAAUGCGAUAAUAUGCAUUUUUAUUUUAUUUUAAAAUUGUAUAUUUUUGUUAAGUUUGAAUACAUAAGUUAUUUUAUUUUGUGGAUAACUUAAUAUUUGU